GGAAGCUCCGCGCGCGGCGGCGGCGGCGGCGGCGGCGGCGGCUGGAGAGUGGGAGGGGACGCUCCGGCUGGCGGGCGGGGGCGCUGGGACGCGGCGGGGGCUCCCGCCUGAGCUUCCUCCGAGCGUUUAGCACCGCGGAGUCCGGCACGAAGAGCGAGUGAGCCUGGGGAGCCGGCGCCGGGCGGAGCGGAGCGCAGCGCAGCGCAGCCGCCCGGCAGAGCGCGCUCGGAGCUCGGGUCUGCGCGGCUCGGGACCCGGCUCCGGCGGCGGGGGAGGCGGCGAUGUUCCACUGCAUCCCCCUUUGGCGGUGCAACCGUCAUGUGGAGACCAUCGACAAGCGCCACUGCUCGCUGGUCUACGUCCCCGAGGACAUCUACCGCUAUGCCCGCAGCCUGGAGGAGCUGCUGCUGGACGCUAACCAGCUCCGCGAGCUGCCCGAGCAAUUUUUCCAGCUAGUCAAAUUACGAAAGCUUGGACUUAGUGAUAAUGAAAUUCAGCGGCUCCCUCCAGAAAUAGCCAACUUCAUGCAGCUGGUGGAACUUGACGUGUCUCGAAAUGAUAUUCCUGAAAUUCCUGAAAGCAUCUCCUUCUGCAAAGCACUACAGAUAGCUGACUUCAGUGGAAACCCACUGACUAGGUUGCCGGAAAGCUUUCCUGAAUUGCAGAAUUUAACAUGUCUUUCUGUAAACGACAUCUCACUGCAAUCUCUGCCUGAAAAUAUUGGCAAUCUUUACAACCUGGCUUCACUGGAAUUGAGAGAGAAUCUUCUUACCUAUCUUCCUGACUCUCUUACCCAACUACGGAGACUAGAAGAACUUGACUUGGGAAAUAAUGAGAUAUAUAAUUUGCCAGAAUCAAUUGGAGCCCUCCUACAUCUGAAGGACCUCUGGUUGGAUGGAAAUCAACUGUCAGAAUUACCUCAGGAAAUAGGAAAUCUGAAGAACCUGUUGUGCUUAGAUGUCUCUGAAAACAGGCUAGAAAGACUUCCUGAAGAAAUCAGUGGCCUGACUUCUUUAACGGAUUUAGUGAUUUCCCAGAACUUACUGGAGACCAUCCCAGAGGGCAUCGGAAAACUAAAGAAACUGUCAAUCCUGAAGGUGGAUCAGAACAGACUCUCACAGUUGCCUGAAGCAGUCGGGGAUUGUGAAAGUCUCACGGAGUUAGUUCUUACAGAAAAUCGGCUCCUGACUUUGCCUAGGAGCAUUGGAAAACUGAAGAAGUUGAGCAACUUGAAUGCAGACAGAAAUAAAUUAGUGUCUUUACCAAAAGAGAUCGGCGGAUGCUGUAGCCUCACUGUGUUCUGUGUGCGAGACAAUAGGCUAACUCGAAUACCCGCAGAGAUGUCACAGGCCACAGAGCUUCAUGUCCUAGACGUGGCAGGGAACAGGUUGCUGCAUCUGCCUUUAUCACUGACCACCUUGAAGCUGAAGGCUUUGUGGUUAUCUGACAACCAGUCCCAGCCUCUGCUCACAUUCCAGACUGACAUGGACCACACUACAGGGGAGAAGAUUCUGACCUGUGUCUUACUUCCUCAGCUGCCUUCUGAACCUACUUGCCAAGAGAACCUGCCUCGCUGUAGUGCACUGGAGAGCCUUGUGAAUGACGUCUCCGAUGAAGCCUGGAACGAGCGUGCAGUGCACAGGGUCAGCGCGAUCCGGUUUCUGGAGGACGAGAAGGAUGAAGAGGAUAGCGAAACGAGAACACUUCUAAGGCGAGCCACUCCCCACCCAGGGGAGUUAAAGAACAUGAAAAAGACAGUGGAGAAUUUACGAAAUGACAUGAACACGGCUAGGGGACUGGAUUCAAACAAAAACGAGGUCAGCCAUGCCACUGACCGAGUUACCACGUCCGUGUAGAGCUUCACGCCAGGUUUUACCUCCCGCGUCUUCCCCUGCUGUGGAGACAACCUUCCCGUCUGCUUCUGAGGAGCCUCCUCGGUCUUUCGUCCUCACCAGCACCUGCGUGUCACCUCCCUGUGUCUAAUGUCUAGAUGCUGCUGUCCCUCAGGAAGUGCCUUACUCAUCCCUCAACCCAUCCUCCCACCAGUGGUCUCCUGGCCUGGUUUUUUGUUUUUUAUUAUUAUUUCAGUUAUUUGUAAUAAGUAGAACACACUACUGUCAACAUCUGACCUUCAUUUUUGUCAUAGGUGGGGUUGAGGAAGAGCAGGAAGGGAAGUUUUUAGUCCUCUUCCUCUCAAUACAGUGCGGGGACACUUUGAACCCAAGUUCUUUUGGACUUACUGAUGAGAGGUAAUUUUAUGUGUGGGAAAAAUAGAUAAUUUUUUUAACCUUUUUUGGCAGCUCAGAUGGUGUAAAUUUAAAAAUUUUGUAUAGGUAUUUCGUAACAAAAAAUAUGUAUUUCUUUUUUGUUAUUUUAUCUUGAAGACGGUACAUAUUUUAGUAUUUGUGCAGAAAAAAACAAACCAGUCCUAAAGUAUUUGUUUUUAUUUUUACCAUCCACUUGUGCCUUACUGUAUCCUGUGUCAAUGUCAAACCAGUUGUACACAGUGGCAUCCUUGGACAGUGAGAUGAGAAUGGAAAUGUGGUCAUUUUAAAGCAGUGUUGCAUCUUACUCAAUAAUCUACCUGGUGGAUAUGUUUUUAACCAAAAAGAUGAAUUUAUCAAUGAUUUGGAAGUUAUAUCAGUUGAUUUUUAUUUGAGAAAGACUGCUGAUGUUUCAUUUCCUCCACUUUAACUUUUAAUUCAUAACUGUUUCCUAAAGAGUGUGGUGUCAGGCUGUGCCUAUUCCUAAGGUGUGUACCAUUUGUUUUAAGAAAACGGGGCAGAAAAGCACAAAAAAGAGAAAACUGGUUCAGAAGUUCCAUGAAUAAAUAAAUUAUGUACUGCAAAAGAAUGAUUCUUACUGAAGAAAGCUUUAAACAUUUUAUAUCCGGAUACGAGACCACAAUAAAGCUAAAAUAACCUACUA
Messenger RNA from Castor canadensis (American beaver), 2928 nucleotides. RefSeq names its product leucine rich repeat containing 1 (gene Lrrc1). Gene Ontology annotation, cellular component: postsynaptic density; adherens junction; basolateral plasma membrane. Gene Ontology annotation, biological process: neurotransmitter receptor transport, endosome to postsynaptic membrane; receptor clustering; cell-cell adhesion. The record is from RefSeq and is a predicted model, not a curated record. Gene Ontology annotation, molecular function: protein kinase binding. Lineage: Eukaryota; Metazoa; Chordata; Mammalia; Rodentia; Castoridae.